This is a messenger RNA of Pleurotus ostreatus (oyster mushroom), 363 nucleotides long. RefSeq lists its product as uncharacterized. The record is from RefSeq and is a predicted model, not a curated record. NCBI's taxonomy places the organism in Eukaryota, Fungi, Basidiomycota, Agaricomycetes, Agaricales, Pleurotaceae. The transcript has 2 exons. Bases 1 to 363 code for a protein of 120 amino acids.
AUGGACUUUGCAUUGGUGGCCGCGACUUUACGUGCUACCAGUCCGCCAGUAAUGUACGUUGGCGCCCACGAAACUGCCAAUCAGGAUGUAAACACUGUAACUUCAACCGAUAUAGACCGCUAUGCAACGGGGUCUGAUGCACGUCUAGCCCUUAUCAACCUGUGGAGGAAAUGGGCUCUGGUAGGCUCUGGUUACUUCUUGCUUCCGACCAAUACCCGACCCCCACACCAUUCGCAAGCAGGAAUAACAGAGCUUGGAACACCCCGAGUGGCUCUGGCAACAAAGCUUGUUCAGCGUUCCCCGAUGGACUUCCGGGGAAAGCCCUUCUCCGAGUCGCCCGCAGUUCAGAAGUUCACCCCUUAA